Molecule: messenger RNA, 965 nt
Organism: Nycticebus coucang (slow loris)
Lineage: Eukaryota; Metazoa; Chordata; Mammalia; Primates; Lorisidae
Product: lymphocyte antigen 6H-like
Exons: 3
Coding region: 91-522 (143 amino acids)
Biological process (GO): acetylcholine receptor signaling pathway
Cellular component (GO): plasma membrane
Molecular function (GO): acetylcholine receptor binding; acetylcholine receptor inhibitor activity
Source: RefSeq, a predicted model, not a curated record
UGUUGAGCCGGUCAGAGGCCACAGGAGAGCCAGUCCAGGGUCCCACAGGAGCACACACAGAGCUGCCCGCCCCACACCUUCCAGGGAGCCAUGGGAGGCAUCCAUCUCUUUCUGCUGGGGAUCCUGCUGUGCUCCAAGCAGGCUCUGAGCCUGCAGUGCUACACUUGUACUGAGAACUAUGGCCUGUGCCUUGCCACCACAUGCCAACCAGGGCCAGCGUUCUGCUUCACAGCCAGUCUGAUCAUAAUCAACGAUGACGGGAAGAAGUUCACAGUGACUCCAAAAGGUUGUGUUCCUUCCUGUAAUGGCUCUUCAGAGACAAUUGAGAGGAUGCCCGGGGUCACCUUCAAACUGUGGAACCCUUUUGAGGGGCUGAGACCUUCAAUAUAUGAAAUUAAGGACUUGAAAUGCUGUGACAGUGACCUCUGCAAUGGGGCUGCCCAGGUGAGGCACGGCCUCUGGACCCUGGCUGGGGCCCUACUGAUCAGCCUGGGGCCCAUGGUUGUCUGGGCCCUGCUGUGAAGGCCCUUCUGCAACAUGGACAUGGGGUCUCCUCCAGAAAGUGAGAAAGGGAUAGCCUUCUGAUCACUAACCGCAGCUGGCACACGCAGUAGGCCUGCCUCCAAGCCAGCUGUCCUGCACACACUCAGACCCGGGAGUACUCAGCAGAUGCCCCGGCCGUGCCUAAACUGGUCUUGCCUGGCUGUCCAGGGCCAGGCCCUCAGAUCACCCUUCUACUCCUGCCCACCCCCCGCCACCAGCAUCCUGCCCGGCACCCUGCCAUAUGCCACAAGCUCACUGCCUUCUGCAGGCACCACUGAUUGAUCAAAGACCCUAGAUGUGGAGAAAUCCAACCUGGGUUGGGCAGGGCCCAUGGACAGCAGCACCCACAGGCUCUCUGGCUUCAGGUUCCCUAACUGCACCAGGCAGCUGUGCACAUAAAAUAAAUGCUUUCCCCACAAGCA